AUUUGCCAUUUGUGCUCCGGAUGGCAAAUGUAACAGCUCGCCUCGACAGGACUGCGCCUUGACCUAGACUUUGACAAAACACUUUUUGACAAAAGUGAGCAGGGAUACCUUCUACUCUCUACAGCACAUACUUCUGAAUACUAUGGCGUGUUUUGCUGCCUCACUUGGUGUUAUUUUUCUGUUGGGAUUCAUCGACAUUUCAGCAACAAAGGACAUCUGUGAACUCUACGCUGCUGUUGGGCAGCAGAGUCUGACUCUGCCUUUUGUCUAUGAAAGACUGGCAAACUCACAUUUGGUGAAAUGGACUCAUAACAGCACACUCAUAUUCUACAGGGAGCAAGGGAAAGUAUCAGUUGGAAAGCCACAAGACAUCUCUGCAACUGGAUCUCUUUUUCUGAAGAAUCUUCUAUUCUCAAGUGCAGGGACCUACCAAGCAGAGGUGCUUUAUCCCAAUGGCACUUUGGCUAAAAUGUGGACUGGUCGCCUCUGUAUGAUGGAUAAAGUAUCAAAACCUCGACUCAGUUAUGUCUGUGACUUCAAGUUUAAUGCUGUUAAUCUUAACUGCGAUGUUGUCAAACCUCAGGGUUUGGUCUUCUCCUGGACACUUGAUGGAAAGACAUUAACAAGUGAAACAAGACCAACACUGAGCAUCUCUCUGACCCAGCUGAAAGGAGAGGGGAGUUUCACGUGCACUGCAGCAAACAAAGCCAGCAAGGAGAUUAGUGACAUUGUUCGUCCAACCUGUAAAAGUCCACCACCACCACCACCACCACCACCACCACCUAUGCUUUGUUUCACACGCCAGACUGUUGUGGCAGCGUUAGCAGGAGCAGCAGCUCUCAUUCUUCUUUUGCUCAUCAUCACCAUCGUCUCAUGCUGCCGUCACAAGCGCAACAAAACCCACACAAGACACAGGAAUAAAGGGGAACUAAGGAUGCUUUCCGUAAACAAGCGAGAUCCUGACUCCAUUAGCCCAGAGUAUGAAACUAUGCACCCGACUGAGAGCUCUCCGCCCCCGAGCCCCCAGCCUUCACCAAGAGCCUGUUACCAGAAAGUGUCUCAGCCUGAAGUUCAGAGUGAAAACAGACUUCCACAGCUCUCCACAGCUGCUGAAGGACAGAAACCUUCACCGGUGCCAAAGCCAAGGACGAAGAAUCCCCAGACAACAAACAUGUGAACAUACCGUCCUCCCUUACCAUUCCAGGGACUUUCAGGAAAGAAGACAAAAAGCCUUGUAUUGAGCUUGAUGGCAUACAUGAAACAAUUAAAAAAAAAAAAGCACUGAAAAAAACAAGGUAAUUGUCUGUAGUCUUAAUUGACAUAUUCUUUAUCACUUAUUAGUCUGAUGUGAUGUUGUAUAGACACAAUUAUAUGGUGAUUUGGUGCUGUAAAUGUGCAUUUUCCUUCAAAGGUUUAUCUAUGUUGUUUUGCUGUUAAUGCUUAAAAAUGUGUUAUUUUAACUGUUUGGUUUAGCAGAUAUUUUACCUGAUAUGAGAAACUGUGCCAGAUGAGUUUUAACAUUGAUGUAUGUUCAUUAUUGAUUGUUUUAUCUGUUUUAUUAUGACUUCUCUUAGUAUAUCACCUUUGAAUUCUGCACAGUCGAUGCACUUAUAUGAUGCAUAAAGUAAUUUCCAUACAAAUAAGUGAUCUUUUUAAAAGUAUAUUAAGGAAAAGAAAGCGUAGUAUCAAUAGCUACAACAUUGGUGUUGUAUCAGAUUCACAAGGUACAAUAUCUCAUUCAUCAGAAGUACAACAUUGCCAAACUUGUCCUUCAUAAUGUGGAAAUUUGAAGCCAUUUGACCUCUUCUUUAACAGACACAGCUAUCACCGUUUGACCUACUUUUUGUCAGUUUUUUUUAUGGAAUGAAGACUAUUUUUAGCUCCUCUGAUAUUUUUUCACACAUUCCACACAAUUAUCUUUCAAGAUAGCAGUUGUUUUUUCUGUAAUAUCAUCACACUGUAUGCUGACUUAUGUCUGAAAUAAAUAAAGUUGUCAAAUUUGA
Amphiprion ocellaris (clown anemonefish) is the source of this 2003-nucleotide messenger RNA. RefSeq names its product hepatocyte cell adhesion molecule-like. Bases 143 to 1177 code for a protein of 344 amino acids. The record is from RefSeq and is a predicted model, not a curated record. The transcript has a single exon. NCBI's taxonomy places the organism in Eukaryota, Metazoa, Chordata, Actinopteri, Pomacentridae.